UACCUUUUGAAUCUGCACAUCCUGAACCUCUGUGCAGGAGAUCGCCUGGUGGUUUUCUAGCAUGGAGGAAGAAUAGCAAAAGUGUCAGGAGAAAUCCUCCCUCUCCCAUCAGCAGAAUAGUUUUGAAGGUGGCUGUAACCAUGCCAACCCUGACUUGUAUUUUUCCAUCCAAGCUCUAACUCUGGUGCAAAGCCUCCACAGUGUGCUGAGGAAGGGCUUGUGGAGGCUGGCUGAUGUCCUGAGCUGUAGUCUAUGCUUGAGCUGCCCAGCUGCUAACAAGUUGUUCCAAUAAGCAUGCGCUAACUGGGAGACUGGGCAACCUGGACAUUAUGCUGCUGAUAAACACCUGGAUAGCUAGCCUAACUAGUGAGAAUUGGGCUUUUAUGUAGUUUGGCUGAGCUUCAGUAAAUGGCCAGAUUUCAAGAUACACAUGCUUUUGUUUGAAAUGUGGGGGUUCAGUCCUUGCUCAGUAAAGAUCGAAAACAAGAUAAUUUCAGCAUUAACCACUAGAUGGUCCUCUUUCUCAAAGAAAAAAAGUAGCUCCAAAAUAAAGCCAGUCCUGGCUUUUCUCUGAACCUGAACGUUAGUAGAGAACAGCUUCAGUGUAAGGCUAAACGUAAUUAGAAGUUUCAUGUAGUUGCUUGAACUGACAUGGUUUUCUGAAUAGGUUUGAAUACAACUUGUCCUGAAUCCUUCAAACUCAGAGCAACUGGGCCUCUUAUCAAUCAUCAAAUUCUUCCUAGUUAAUGUCAGUUCAGAAUUUCCAGCUCCAGGCAGCACAAGUGUCAGUCUUAUCCCCUCCUCUGAUUCAAAGGAGAAGCCAGAAUUAUUUCUAUGAAGCUUCUGAGUACUGUAGGUAGCACUGUGGUAGUUCACUUGUGAUCUGGUGGAAAGAAAUAAUGAAAUCCAGUCAACAAGGAUGGAGUAAAAUAGCACUUUGGUAAGAGAAACGCCUGAUGAGGCUCAUUUAAGCAGACUGCCAUGUAAUUUAUUAGUCUUUGUUGCUAAGAACAUUUUAUAGUAGCCUUUUAUAAAGUCAGAAUGGCUGAAAGUGAAAAGGAAAAUACUUGAAUGAAAGUGAAAAUGGAAGUUCUUGAAACUGGCAAGUGGUGUGUCCAGAACAGAUGCAAAGCCCUGAUCUUUCUGGUAGGAGAGGAAGAGCCGUGAAGUCCUUGGCACACAAUUUUGUGGAUGCUGAGAAUUUACAUGGGUUCAAGAAGCAACGGUGAAAGGGAAGUAGUCUGUAAAGGGCUACCUACCACAAAGAAACGUUUGGCUUGGGAAGCCUCUGGACCACAGGGCUCAAGAAUCUGCAAGAAGAGUCCAGUGAGGAAUGUCAAAAUAUGUUUCCCUGUUUUUAGACUUUUCCAUAGAUGUUCUUUGCUGUCUACUGUCAAAACCAAGAUGCUGCAGUAGAUCAACCUUGGGCCAGAAUGAAGCACAGACUUAAAAAUUGUUUCUUUAGGUUGUCAGUCCCACCAGGACUGGAGCACAACCCUGUGUCUGUGAAGAGAGAGCCUGUGGUUCCCAGGCAGCCCAGUAAUGCUUCACGUCUCAGCUUCUCUGCAGGAUGGUGCCCAAGGUGUGAAACACCUGCCAGUUCAGCUGCUGCUCCUCUACAAACCUUCACGCCUUCCCACCACUGCUCUGUCAUGUGGCAUCCAAUCUCCUGGACACCACGUGCCCAGUGGUCACCAAACCGCUUAAAGCUGGUCACUGUCUAUGUGCUGGUGCUCUUGGUAUCGCUCAGCUUUGCUUCAGGACACAGCAGGCCAUUUAAACAUCAGAUAGACAACAGAAGUCCUGAGAUUGAUCCUUUUUGGUAUGUGGGCCGUGGGGUUCGUCCCAUCGGCAGGUUUGGGAAGAGGCAGCUGAGAAGCAGCCAUGGCAGCCUCAGGCCUGUGAGCAGACACCUGGAUUUCAUUUUGAAUGCUUUGUGGAAGCAAAAAAUGUUGGACACAGAAGACAAUGACUGGUGAUCUUUGUUCCCCAAGGUGGUGACCCAGCCUCUGUUCUUUGAGUUGUGCCCUCCCCUGCACCUCAGACCUACAGUUCUGCUUUUGCCCAGCAAUUCCACACUGCUUUUCUUUUUGCUCCUUGUGCAAGUUCAUUCAAAAAGAAACAUGUUCAGGGUGCAGGUAAAAGACAAUGCAUGGGCACAAGCACUGAUUGCCACCACAGCUUAUAAAAAUGUUUCUUCGUCAUGCAUCCCCACCAAUCUCCUGAUGCUGUUCACUGUAAUGCUAGGUUUAUCCCAAACCAACACAGCUUUUGGGCUGGGAUUUAAACUUUGCAGCAUGACAUGUAUCAUGAAACCCUCCUGUCUGAUUUCAAAGUCAAUGGCUGUUGAUUUGUAAAAAUAAAAAGCAAUGGUUGGAAGAAAGAAAAAAGGCUCUCACUGAUUUUUAAUGUACCUUCAUGCAUUAAUGGCAUGAAAUGCUUGUUCUCUGUGUGUAGCUUUUAUAGAGAUUGUUAACAUCCACUCAUAAGAAUGUUGCCCUGAAGUACCCCUUGGCCCUU
This is a messenger RNA of Pseudopipra pipra, 2520 nucleotides long. RefSeq lists its product as uncharacterized. The transcript is spliced from 4 exons. Gene Ontology annotation, molecular function: hormone activity. Bases 1374 to 1979 code for a protein of 201 amino acids. The record is from RefSeq and is a predicted model, not a curated record. Lineage: Eukaryota; Metazoa; Chordata; Aves; Passeriformes; Pipridae.